AAAAAUUUAUUGAAGAAAAAAGUACAAUUCUAACUAUUAAAAAUGCAGCUAAAUUUGGAGUAGAUAAACUUGAAAAAUAUUACUCAUCAACAGAAGGAUUAGCUUAUAUUAUUGGAACAAGCGAUCCUUCAAAUGAAUUGGCUACUUAUUUAAGAGAAUCUACUACUGAUCCUAAUGAUGAUAAAAAUGAUAUUGAUAUUUUAGAAUGGUGGAAG
Racocetra fulgida is the source of this 215-nucleotide messenger RNA. The record is from the annotation of a GenBank genome assembly. Lineage: Eukaryota; Fungi; Glomeromycota; Glomeromycetes; Diversisporales; Gigasporaceae.